AUGGUCGGCGUCGGCAACUGUCAACCCCGGUGGCGUUUCCCUGGAUCCCGCCAGCUGACCGUUCGCCUUGCACGUGCCAGGCUUCCUGACGUCGUGAGGCUGCUGCUGGCAGAUUUUGAAGCCGAGAGACGCUCCCCUUCGUGGAUCGCCUACCUUGUACAUCAUGUGACGUCGCGCGAGGCCGAUGUUCCCAGCCGCCCAGCCACCCAGCCACCCAGCACACUGUGGCAUGUGACCUGCCGUGGCUCCUCCACCCACUCACCCAACCACCCUCACACCACACGCUCCCGCCCCGCGCUGGCGAAGCGUGUGAGUGCCUCCCCCGAAGUACGCGUGCCGCACAACCGCCUUACGGCCUUUCGAGAGCCCGUAUGGGAUGGCACACAAAUGGCCUGGACCUCCGUGGGGCCCAUGCAUAGCGACGCACAGACCUCAGGAGAGCUGAUUGGUAAGCGCUGGCGGGCUGCUUUGUAA
This is a messenger RNA of Lachancea dasiensis, 474 nucleotides long. NCBI's taxonomy places the organism in Eukaryota, Fungi, Ascomycota, Saccharomycetes, Saccharomycetales, Saccharomycetaceae. The record is from the annotation of a GenBank genome assembly.